This is a messenger RNA of Entamoeba invadens IP1, 3351 nucleotides long. Its product is annotated as protein kinase, putative. NCBI's taxonomy places the organism in Eukaryota, Evosea, Mastigamoebida, Endamoebidae. Gene Ontology annotation, molecular function: protein kinase activity; ATP binding. The annotation marks the transcript as partial. The record is from RefSeq and is a predicted model, not a curated record. Gene Ontology annotation, biological process: protein phosphorylation. The transcript has 2 exons.
ACUAUUUAUAUAGAAACAAAUGAAGUGAUUCAAAACAUUGGAUUUAAUGGUACUUUCAAUCAAAAUGUUAAAACACUUAAAUUUACAAAGAUCAAUGAAUAUAAUACAAAUUUUAAAGAUUCAAACACUGCAAAUGUCAUUUAUAUUACAAACGAAUCAAUUAAUAACAAUAACAUAUCAGUCUCUAACAAAAAAUUUAAACUUCUUGUUGGGGAAAAAUAUGGGCUUAAAGGUACUAAUAACAUUACAACGCAAAUGAAUGAUGUUGUGUUUAAUGAUAAGCAAAACUGCACUGCUUUAUUUAUUGACAAAACAGAUAUAUCAUGUAAAUACUGUAAAAAUUCGUAUUUACUUGAUAAUCAAUGCAAAAAUUAUGAUAAUAAUUGCAUGUUAUCAACAACGCAAACAAAUGUCACAACAAAGGUUUGUGAAUCGUGUCCUGAUUCGUAUUAUUUUUACAAAAACAAGUGUUUUGAAUGUUCAAAUGGGUGUUUAAAAUGUGUGAAGGAAGGGUGUGUUUUAUGUGAUACAGGCUAUUUGUUGGUUCAACAAAAUGGAGUAGACAUUUGCGAAUCACCAAAUAACACCAUUUUAGCCAAACAUAAUUUAAUUAUGAAAUGCGAAGAAGGGUAUUACUCUAGAUAUGCAGAGUGUGUAAAAUGCGACUCAAAUUGUCUGGCAUGUGUUGAUGAAAGCAUUUGUACAAUAUGUAAGAAUAAAUAUAUUUUACAAAACAAAAAGUGUGAAUUACAAUCAAAUGCAUUUUUAACAGACAACACCAACAUAGUUUUGUGUUCACAAGGGUUUUAUUACAACGUUGAGAAUUUACGAUGUGAACAGUGUAAAAACAAGUAUGGAGAGUCAUGUGAAAAAUGCACACCAACGAAUUGUGAGAAGUGUGAAGAUAGUGUUUAUACCAAAAAUAAUUUAUGUGAAAAUGAGACUACGACUGGAUGUACUUCAAACGACAAUGUAUAUUGCACUGCUUGUAACUCAACAAACAAAUUUAUUGAUAAGAAUGGAGUUUGUGUAUAUUCCAUUAAUUGUGAUAUUUCAAACAAAAACGGGAAAUGUGUGACAUGUGAAAAUACAUAUGUUAUAUCAGAAGAUUCAACAUGCAAAUCAAACGAAUUUAAAGAUAUCCAUUGUUCAAUUUUUAAUUCUGAACAAGACCGUUGUAUUCUUUGUGAAAGUAAUUAUUAUCUCUCAAAUUUAACAUGUGAAAAAUGUACUUCAAAUUGUGUUUACUGUGCGUCUCAAGAUGUUUGUUUGAUAUGUUCCUCGUUGUAUUCUCUUCAAAACGGCAGUUGUUUUAUCACUUCCAAUAAUGAGACACAUUGCAAGAUAGUGAUUGAAGGCUCCUCAAAGUGUGCUCUAUGUGAAAAUUCGUUUUUCAGAAAUGACAAAGGAGAGUGUGAAAAGUGUAUUGAUAACUGUUUAUUUUGUAACCAAAAGUCGACAUGCAUUACUUGCAAUGAAAACACAUUUUUACUCACAAAUUCAACACAAUGCAUUCAAUUCGAUGAACUUGAAAAUUGUGAAGUUAAAAGCAAAUUUGGAUGUCAAAAAUGUGUUGACGGUUUUUAUGUGUCCAACCAAUUUUGUAAUAAAUGUGACACACUCACAACUUUUUGUGAGAAAUGUGACAUUAUGGGUAUAUGCACAUCUUGUUCAUCAAAAUACAUUUUAUUGAACAACAAAUGUUUAUCAAUGGAAGAAGUAAAACAUUGUGUUGAGGUGAAAAGUUCAAAAUGCGUCAAAUGUGAUUUUUGGUAUGAGACUGGUGUUACACAAACGUCGUGUGAUAAGCAUGCCGUGUGGUGGAUAAUUCUGAUUAUCGUCAUAUUGCUUCUUAUUCUGUUUGUGAUCAUAACUUUACUUAUAUUAUAUACAGUGUAUUACAUAUUAGAGAAGAGAAAGGUGCAUGACUUACAAAAAAAGACGUGUCUCUUCUCGAUGAACUCCUCAAACAUCAAUUUUGUGAAACUCCAAAAUUCGUUUAUUUCAGUCAACAAAACUGAAAUAGUUUUUGAAAGUGAAAAUGAUACCUUGAUAGAUGUUGAUUGUGAAAGUCGUGAGUUAAUUUGUGUUGGAAACACCUCACAUCACACCAUCAAAGUCCAAUUCACGUUUAAAACUUCAAAUGUGAAAUAUCAAAUACGUUCAGAACCACAAGUCAUUGCAAUUCCAAAAGGAAAAGCCGUUGAAUUUGAAGUCUUUAUAAUGCCAUUAUGCUCUACUAACAUUGACGAUGAAAUCACAUUAUUUGCUGUUGAUAUGAAGAAAGGAGAGAACUUCCAAUUCCCGUUGAAAAUCAGUGCACAAACCAAAAUGACGACACGAUUGGAUUUCGACGAGUUAAUUGAAGAGAAGGAGAUUGGUCAUGGCUCUUUUGGAAUUGUAUACAAAGGUGACUUUAUCGUCCAUUUCUACGGCGCUGUGCUCAUCCCAAAUAAAGUGUGUAUGGUCACCGAAUUUGCAGCUUUUGGGUCUUUACAAGACUUAAUCAAAAAGUUGCCCAAAACUUCAAAUAAAAAUCAUUACACAAAAACGUCCGUUAUAAACAAUGAGAAAAAAUCAAUCAAAUACUGCGAAGAUGAAAUACAAAAUGAAAUUGAAAGACUUGAAGAAGACGAGAGAAAAGGUGCGACAUUUGAUAAUGAAAAGAAUUUAGUUUUAAACGACGAGAACAAACAAAUUGAAAAUAAAAAUCAUUAUCAGAAAACGUCCGUUAUAAAUCAAGAAAAGAAAAUGAAAGAACACGAGACGAUUGACUUAAAUGAUAACACGAAAAAUGAAAAUAUAAAUGAAAAUUGUGUGACUGAAAAACUUCGAAUUAAAUUUUUACUUGAUGCGGCAAAGGGUGUUUUUUAUCUUCACGAAAACGGCAUUUUGCAUAGAGACAUCAAGCCGGAUAACAUCUUAGUGUUUUCAAUGGACGUUAACGAGAGAGUGAAUGCAAAAUUGACUGAUUUUGGGUCAAGUAGAAACAUCAAUUUAUUAAUGACAAAUAUGACAUUCACAAAAGGCGUUGGCACACCUAAAUAUAUGGCGCCUGAAAUUUUAAAUAAGGAGAAGUACAAAAAGAGUGCAGACAUAUUUUCAUUUGGUGUGACUAUGUAUGAGUGCUUGGCGUGGUGUGAGUCGUACAGUAAAGAGGAUUUUAGAUAUCCAUGGGACAUCGUCGAUUAUGUGAUGUCUGGAAAACGACAAGGAAAACCUUCCUGUGUGAGCGAAGAAGUUUUUGAUGUUGUUAGUGGUGCGUGGGAACAACUACCUGAAAACAGAAGCUCGGCCGAUAAAAUCGUGAAACAACUUGAUGUAGAAUAUAAUAAAGCUAAAAAUAAUUAA